UGGCAGCGGCUAAUCCCUGGUUAUGGCAUCAAUGGCAUGUUGAGGUCGUCUUUAUUGCUUACUCCGUUUUAACUAUUCCUGCUGUCUUCGUUUCUUGUCAGCUAGUAACGUGAGUGUUUCUGACAACAAUGCGCCCAUUUUUCGCUUUCCCAAAAGCCGUGUUGUCGUGUCCUUUACUUAGACUGCAGCCCUACUGGUGUAGUUUCGCUAGAUAUUCCACUUCGUUGAAGCCAGCUAUCACGUCCAAACCUCGUCGUAUUUAUGUAGAUGCUCUAGAUUACAAAAUUCACGUGGAAAUUGUUGGUAAUGGGCCUCGUCCGGUCGUCUUGCUACCCGGUGCGAUUGGUUCCACCCGCACGGACUUUGCACCUCAACUUGAAAAGCUUAACAAACAGUUGUUCACAAUAAUUGCAUGGGAUCCUCCUGGUUAUGGCUUCAGCCGACCACCAGAGCGAACUUUUCCUGUUGAUUUUUAUCAUAGAGAUGCUCGAGUGUUAGCUGCAGUCUUGCAUAAACUGGGCCACAAACAAUAUUCUGUCGUUGGUUGGAGUGAUGGUGCAAACACUGGCAUGAUACUAGCAGCCAUGUACCCAGAGCGCAUUCAGAAACUUGUUGCGUUUGGAGGUAAUGCUUUUGUCAAUGAGCAUGAUGUCCAGCUUCUCGAAGCCACCAAGAACAUCGACAAAUGGAGUGAAAAGAUGCGGGCACCGAUGGAAGCUAUGUACGGGACUGAGCACUUUCGCCAGCUGUGGUCCAGAUACUGCGACUUUUACCAGGACCUACUGCACAAAAACCAUGGUGAAGUGUGCCGCAAGGAGCUGCCACUAAUAAGGUGCCCAACACUGGUAGUGCAAGGAGGCAAGGACCCACUGGUGCCAAUGCAUCAUGCUCUCUACUUGUUGCAACACAUUGCAAAAGCAAAACUAUAUUUGAUUCCUGAUGGAAAGCACAAUCUGCACUUCAAGUAUGCUGACGAGUUCAACAAAGUUGUUACUGAGUUUUUAAUCAGUUGAUAUGACUGAAUCAUGGUAAACUAGCACGAUUGCCAUUUUGUGUCCUCAUGGCAAAAGGUUCAAAUAAACUGAUGAUUUUUAUUUUUA
Dermacentor andersoni is the source of this 1100-nucleotide messenger RNA. RefSeq names its product valacyclovir hydrolase-like. Lineage: Eukaryota; Metazoa; Arthropoda; Arachnida; Ixodida; Ixodidae. Gene Ontology annotation, molecular function: serine hydrolase activity. The record is from RefSeq and is a predicted model, not a curated record.